Molecule: messenger RNA, 814 nt
Organism: Polyodon spathula (Mississippi paddlefish)
Lineage: Eukaryota; Metazoa; Chordata; Actinopteri; Acipenseriformes; Polyodontidae
Product: deuterosome assembly protein 1-like
Exons: 5
Coding region: 15-725 (236 amino acids)
Biological process (GO): de novo centriole assembly involved in multi-ciliated epithelial cell differentiation; centriole replication
Cellular component (GO): centriole
Source: RefSeq, a predicted model, not a curated record
AUCUGCUGGAAGAGAUGGACAAGUCUAAUAAAGCGACUGUGCAGAAGUAUGAAGAGCAGCUCAAUGGGCUUCAGUCUGAGCUUGACAAACUGAAGAGCAGCUACGAAAAACUGCAGCGGCACCAUAUAAGACAUGCGAGAGAGAGCAGCAAGGAAACAGAGGAGGAUUCUCUCUUUGAAACUAGCAAGCUGAACGGAAAGCUUGAGAAAUUCAGGGCUAAAGCAAAAGAAUGGGAAAAGCAGAGAGCCGUAUAUCAGACCGAGCUGACCUCACUGGAGUCCCAUCGAAGAAUCCUGGCAGACAAAUGUGAACUUUUUCAGCAAACUUGUCUGAACUACCAGAGCCAGCUGUCCAAUCGGGUGGAGCUACAGGAAGAGGCAGAGCAGCAGCGGCAGUGUGAGGUCAGGGAGCUGAGGAGCGAGUUGGAGACGGCUCAGAAAACCUUGUUGAGCAAUGAGGUCACAAUCGACCAACUGAGAAACGAUGUGCAGGAGCUGACCUCCAGGAGGAGAGAGCAAGCCGAGGAGACACAGCGCCUCCUGCAGGACCUGCGGCAGUCACACACACAGCGCCAGAAAGUGGAGGAGGAGCUCUCAGAGCUGAGGCAGGAGCUACACACGCGAGACGACCUCCAGAAGGCUGCCGACCUGGAGGAGAAGAAGCUGAGGAGGGAGGGGGCAAAACUCAGGGAACGGCUCACCAAGCAGAUGAGCGCCAUCAGGUAAGCCAGCUGACCCAACACAGGGAGGUUAAGGCGGAUUUUAAGAUCAUUUGAAUGGUUUGCUACAGAUAUUACCGCACAUCUUUUAAUGCA